AUGGCUCCUUCCGUUCGUGGAACAUCAACUCGAGUCAGUAAACGACAAGCCAGCGUUCGCACCAACGCCAAAGUUUCAAAAGUCAUCAGGAAUUACCCAAUCUUGGAGGAGGAAUUGGAAGAGGUUGCUCUCAAACAAGCGGCCGUUUCCACGAAAUCGGUCAGACAGACGGGCAAGCACAUCCCUAAGCGCAAACGCGAUGAAGUCGAGGACGACAGCGAGGCAGAACCAGUAGCUGCACCAGCCAGCUCCAUCAAGGUGAAGAAGGCCAAAGUGCAACUCCCAACACCUCCCUCGAGCCAAAGACAGAGUCCGGUUGACCAUGAACUGUCUCCGACGCUCACUUUCCGCCAGCUUUCGCUCGACCCCCCGUACGCUGUCCGGUCGCAGGAAGCGCUCCCACCGGUGCUGCAGGACUUUGUGUCGUUACAUGCGGCGUUCCUCAAAGCCUUUUCACUCCACAUCGUUCAUAAUGGUCAAACCGCACCAGCCAACCUGGCUAGUUUGUCGGGCUCUGUUACGCGAUUAUGGAAGAAGCACACGGUCUCCAAAGAAGACAUACAACGCAUGCUGGCCAUCUAUGAAUUGGACGUUACGACACACUUUAGUGGCCGUCUCCUCAAACACCAGGAAGGACCGUUCAAGUUAACAAUGACCGGCAGUGACUACGUUCGGUACACCGUCGAGUACGUGGGCUGGGGGAGCAACAGACUGACGAGUUCACGUUGGGAUGAGUACAACCUGCAGCAGCUUUAUGAAGCAGAGGUCGAGGGUCUCUGGAUUUCGUCUCGGAAGAAUCCGAACUGCUGGGUUCACGGCGAGGUUCGCAACUUUCCGAAGCUAGAUUUUGCUGUUGGAGUUCAGACCCAAGCACGGAGAGCGAAAGCCGAAGCUGCUCGGAGGGAGAUCUUGGGACUUUCUACUCAAGCACAGAAUCGGCAGGGCGCACAGUUUGCAGUGCAGCCAAUCAAAGAUACCCAAGAUGCUGAAGUCCAGAAGCCGGAGACCGUUAAAAAUCGAACCCUCUCUCUGCUGGAUCGCGUCAGAGCCAAAGCGGUUGUGACUGCAUCGGCGGCAUCCGAAUCUCCAGACGCAGUCAUUCGCCGAUACGCCGUGGGCCGCAUCUCUGAAGUGGUCGAGAUUCUACGCAUGAAGCAACAACGAAAGUUGAGCUCGACCUUCAUCUCAUCGGUCCACUCGAGUCCAAGCAAAGUCCGCUCCAAAGUAUCAUUCAGCAUGAACCAGCUGAUCAACGAUAUCAAAGACAGCUUGAGGAUCCCCCUUGGAGACUCGGAGAUCAGGAUGUGCUUCAAGAUCCUCGAGUCUGAGAUCCCGGGCACGUGGCUCUCGACUCACGCUUUCGGGGCUGUCCAAAGUGUUAUUCUUAGUGGGCCUGGCUUGAGUGGUGUCAAGGUGAAAAAGAUCCUUGAUGAGCAAAUGUGUUGA
This is a messenger RNA of Cladophialophora carrionii CBS 160.54, 1446 nucleotides long. RefSeq lists its product as uncharacterized. The record is from RefSeq and is a predicted model, not a curated record. Lineage: Eukaryota; Fungi; Ascomycota; Eurotiomycetes; Chaetothyriales; Herpotrichiellaceae. The transcript is spliced from 2 exons. Bases 1 to 1446 code for a protein of 481 amino acids.